AUGGGCAUCCGAGGCAUGCUGCGAGCCGCUGCGCUCCUGCUGCUCAUCAGAACCUGGCUCGCAGAGAGCUAUGACCCCAGUCCCACCCCAAAAUUCCAUUUCGAGUUCUCCUCCACCAUGCCCGAAGUCGUCCUGGACCUCUUCAACUGCAAAAAUUGUGCAAAUGAAGCUAUGGUUAAUAAGAUUUUGGACAGGGUGCUGUCGAAUUAUGAUGUCCGAUUGAGACCAAAUUUUGGAGGUGCCCCUGUGCCUGUGAAAAUAUCUAUCUAUGUCUCCAGCAUCGAACAGAUCUCAGAAACAAAUAUGGACUACACAAUCACAAUGAUUUUUCAUCAGACCUGGAAGGAUUCUCGCUUAGCAUACUAUGAGACCAACCUGAACUUGACUCUGGACUAUCAGAUGCAUGAAAAGUUGUGGGUCCCUGACUGCUACUUUGUGAAUAGCAAGGAUGCUUUUGUGCAUGAUGUAACUGUGGAAAAUCGUGUAUUUCAGCUUCACCCUGAUGGAACAGUGCAGUAUGGCAUCAGACUCACCACCACAGCAGCCUGUUCCCUGGAUCUACACAAAUACCCUCUAGACAAGCAGGCCUGCAAGCUGGAGGUGGAGAGCUAUGGCUACACGGUUGAAGAUGUUGUCUUAUCCUGGGAAGACAAUGAGAAUGCCAUCCACAUGACUGAGGAGCUGCAUAUCCCUCAGUUUUCUUUCUUGGGAAGGACGAUUACUAGCAAGGAGGUGUACUUCUAUACAGGUUCCUACAUGCGCCUGAUCCUAAAGUUCCAGGUUCAGAGGGAAUUCAGCACCUACCUUGUACAGGUUUAUUGGCCCACUGUCCUCACCACCAUCCUCUCUUGGAUAUCAUUUUGGAUGAACUAUGAUUCCUCUGCAGCCAGGGUGACAAUUGGCCUGACUUCAAUCCUUGUCCUGACCACCAUCGACUCACAUAUGCGGGAUAGACUCCCCCACAUUUCCUAUAUCAAGGCCAUUGACAUCUACAUCCUUGUGUGCUUGUUCUUCGUGUUCCUGUCCUUGAUGGAGUAUGUCUACAUCAACUACCUUUUCUUCAGCCAAGGACCUCGGCGCCACCGUAGGCGAUACAGGAGACCCAGAAGAGUCCUUGCCCGCUACCACUACCAGGAAGUAGUGGUGGGAAAUGUGCAGGAUGGCCUGAUUAACGUGGAAGAUGGAUUCGGCUCUCUUCCCACCAGCCCAGCACAGGCCCCCCUGGCGAGCCCAGAAAGCCUCGGCUCUUUGGCAUCCACCUCAGAGCGGGCCCAGCUGGCCAUCCCGGAAAGCCUCAGUCCACUGUCUUCCCUCUCAGGCCAAGCCCAGUUGGCCACUGGAGAAAGCCUGAGUGAUCUCCCCUCCACCUCCCAGCAGGCUCUUCAUGGCUAUGGUGUCCACUUUAAUGGCUUCCACAGUGAUGACACUAUUACUCCUACUGAAAUCCGUAACCGUGCUGAGGCCCUUGACCAUGCUAAGUCCUAUGACGAUGAAGACUCCGAAGAUGACCUGAGUUUGGAUGAGAACCAUGGCCAUGGCCGCAGCAGGAAACGCAUGAUGUACCGUGGCCAGAGCUGUGUGCUAGAAGGAGGCUGGGACCUUGAUGAGAUCCAGAGCUUCCAUGAUGACAUCAAUGUCGAGAGCCGAAGCCUUGACCUGGAAGACCAACGCAGGAGUGAUACUCACAGUAUCUGGAGCCUUGAUGAUGAGGAGCUCAUGGCCGGUGACCAAGAGAAUGAUAGUAGCUCAGAGUCUGAGGAUAGUUGCCCACCAAGCCCUGGGUGCUCUUUCAAUGAAGGGUUCUCUUUCUACGUCUUUAGCCCUAGCCGUGUCCCCAAGAUUGACAAGUGGUCCCGAUUCCUCUUCCCUCUUUCCUUUGGCCUGUUCAACGUAGUUUACUGGCUGUACCAUAUCUACUAG
Messenger RNA from Urocitellus parryii (Arctic ground squirrel), 1920 nucleotides. RefSeq names its product gamma-aminobutyric acid type A receptor subunit theta (gene Gabrq). Gene Ontology annotation, molecular function: GABA-A receptor activity; extracellular ligand-gated monoatomic ion channel activity. The record is from RefSeq and is a predicted model, not a curated record. NCBI's taxonomy places the organism in Eukaryota, Metazoa, Chordata, Mammalia, Rodentia, Sciuridae. Gene Ontology annotation, cellular component: membrane. Gene Ontology annotation, biological process: monoatomic ion transmembrane transport.